UUGUCUACGGUCUGAAAAGACAUAACUAUAUGGAAUAGGUCUGAGACACAUCUAAUUGGAAGAGAGCAGUAUAUGGACAAAAUCAGUUACCUCAUUAAGUAAACAUUUGACCUAAUGUAGUACACUGAAUCCUUGAUGACGUGAUAUACCCAACGCGUAACAAGGGAGCAAUAGAAAAUGCCUUAAGUAAUUGUUGUAGCCUAGAUCGGAAUACCUUAUGAACGACCAGCGUUAUAAGACAAGGAAACCGUCGAUAAUGAUUAUGGAAAAGCAAGUAAGAAAUGGGGAAGUAUGGAAAUAUAAGAAGAGUAAGAAGCGUUGCGCAGCAGAUAAAGCAAAAAUUGUAUGAAUCAAUUUUCGGCCAAAGAAGAGGGUCUAUGUAAUUCAAAAUACGAAGUAUGAAUAAGUAACAUUAGAGUACUCCUUGCCACGGAUUUAUUGAAGAAACAGGCGUAGGUGAAUUAAUGACGUUAUAUCUGUCUAAAGAAACACAAUUGUAGUGGAAAUUCCACCAGUAAUAUUUUGGGAGGGGCAAGAUGCCGGACUAGCGGCACUAUCCAUCAGGCAUUGAAGUGUAGAUGUGAUGUUAACCGAACCAAAACAAACAUUGACGUAAGACCAGCAUGGCUGCCUCAGUACGUUUUAAUGUCUUAAAUAAGCAGUGUUUUGUGAUUACAGCGGCUUUACAUCGUCACUUUAGCAUCUGCAGAGUAAAUCGUUCGCCGAGAGGAAUUGCAAUUAGUGAGAGAAGGAGAAAUAUAUUGGUAGAAGAUGAAGAAGUGUCACACUUCAGACCUCCCGGAACCCCAAGGGAGCUGGGAGAUGAGGCCUUAAUGCCUUCGAAUAGGCCUCCCCCUAAAUCAUCUCUCCAGCCAUCUAAGGACACAAGAGCGAUCGACAGCGUCGAUCCCGUUAUUUUAAAGUACGCAAGUAUAUUGCAAGACAUGAAAAGCGAGACGCCCCAGGAGAAAGUCCAUUCCACCAACUUCGGGAUGAUCCGGUUCGACAACGAUAACGUCCCCAGGGUACACGGCCAGUUCGAUACCCUAGAUGGGCCUGAUAGAACAGACAGGCCUUUAGUCGAAAAAGAUACAAGGAAUGGAGAUUUUAACACUGCUGAACCUAGUGAAAUUCAUAAUACGCCUACCCAGCUCUGCCAAGAACCAGCUAUUGACCCAAUGCCGCAGGACUUGGCCGUUAAACAAAACCAUGGAACGUCGGCAACGCCUUCUGAGAAAACCACCUAUUUGACUGAAAGUGAAAGGAUCUUUGAUGAGCUUUUUGGGGGUCCUGACGAUGUGCCCAGGCCUAAGGCAUUAGAAUCAAAUUCCUUUGUUAGGCCUCAAACGGAGCGUGGUCACAAUUCCCCUGAGGGGAAGGAGGUUCCUGGUAGGCCCGUGCGUGAUACAGGAUUUAUUGAUGAGCAGUUUUUCAGCAGUGGAAUUUUACAGAGAGAGGCCAAUGUUAAUGAUGGUAAUGCUAAUUUUAAUACUACACAGAGAGAUGGAUACCAUGGCCCAUUACCUAUUGCUCAGGAUUUAGGCUCCACGAGUGAUUUAAAUUUCAUUGAUGAAACUUACUUUAAGCCGUCGUUGGAUGCAAUCAGAGAAAACCGCAAACCUCCCGUUGAGUUCUCUGAAAUUAAGGAAGAAUUGGAAAACGCGUUCUCUGAUAUGUCCGGUUUAGAGUCAUCGAGAGCACACAAGGAAGAUGAUGUAAAAUUACAAUUAAAUUUAACUCAACAGAAUACUUCGAAUAUAGCUCUAAGUUAUCUUGGUAUGGAUAAGGAAACAGAGUCACCCCUAAAUUUACAUCCCCAGAAAACCAAAAAGCAAGAGAGUUCACCCACAAAAGAGCCUCCUCCUGCAACAGCUUAUGAUUUUGUAACUAAGAAAAGAAGAGAGAUCCACGACAGCAAAUUUGGAUUCAACGAAAGUGAAUCGCCGACAUCUAAAGGCUACGAGAAAAUUCUAAGUUUAGUAAACGAGCAAACAGUACAUUCUUGUACACGGAUGGAAAUGUUGUCAUUGUUGAAGACUAGCAUUAUUUAUGAUGCAAAUGAUAUUGUUGGGUUGUACAAGCCGUAUGGAGUGACUAUGCAUGAGGGGACGUCAAGUGCACACCACACACUAGAGCAUUAUUUACCUGAGCUUGCAGGGCAUUUAAAUGCUGAGGAGCUUCAUAUGGUUCAUAGGCUAGACGCCAAAACAACAGGUGUAUUGAUCUUGGCUCGCACUCCAUCCAUGGCAUCCACUUUGAAAGAUAUGUUCAAAGAGCAAAAAAUCACGAAAACGUACUGGGCAAUUACCAGGGGUAUUCCAAGUCCUUUAUAUGGAACUAUCGACAUACCCAUAGCAGAGGGAUCAAUAAAUAAAAAGUAUCGAAUGGUUUUGAGACCAGACGUAGCUGGUUUCCGUGGAUCCACAGACAAAUGCCAUCGAGCCAUAACUGGAUAUCGAGUCCUUGGUAAAAAUGUGAACUCUGCGUGGGUGGAAGUGAAGCCCAUAACAGGAGUAAAACAUCAAAUUCGUGUGCAUCUUGGCUUUGGGCUUUCCUGUCCUGUCCUUGGAGAUCAUAAAUACUCAAAUUUGAAGAAGUUGGUCCCUCAGAAACUUCCAGGCGAUAUGCUACACCGACUCAAGCUCGAGCAGAGCAAAGUGAGAGACCUCCCUACCUACCUCCACAGCCGACGUAUACUCGUUCCAGAAAUUGUCAAAGGGAGGAAUGUUGUCAUACAAGCUAAGAUUCCAGCUUUCUUCAAUAAAACACUUAAUGCUCUCAAGUUGAAUACCACUAAAAAUAAAGUAAGAUAUGAUGGUUCAAGAUGUAUAGAUGAAUAAUGAGAAGUAAAGAUUUAAAAACGGUUUUAUGAAUGAUGUAUGAGUUGCAUUUUUAUACAUCACUAUGUAUGACGUCUGUCAGUCACUCACUUCCCUCCCGUGUUACUUACAAGGUCAGUUAUAUUAUUCAGCUGGUCCUGUAUGUACUAAUGAUAAGUACGGAAUAUAAAAAAACAAGGAUAUUUUAUGUACCAAGUUUUAGUCAACGGUUUAUUAAAUGUCAGAGUUGAAACAUAAAGCGCAUGUAAAUACAUCUUGUGAGAAUUGUGUUUAUAGUUGAUGUAAAUAUAUGGCAAGUCUGAAGAUGUAAAGUUUAGUAGACUCAUUUGUAUAUACUGUAGUAUCGUUAAUUUAGAAUUUUUUUUUGUAUAUUAUUUUUAUAAUAAACUAAGAUUUUU
This is a messenger RNA of Macrobrachium nipponense, 3238 nucleotides long. RefSeq lists its product as uncharacterized. The coding region runs from base 624 to 2840 and encodes 738 amino acids. Gene Ontology annotation, biological process: enzyme-directed rRNA pseudouridine synthesis. Gene Ontology annotation, molecular function: pseudouridine synthase activity; RNA binding. The transcript has 6 exons. The record is from RefSeq and is a predicted model, not a curated record. Lineage: Eukaryota; Metazoa; Arthropoda; Malacostraca; Decapoda; Palaemonidae.